Molecule: messenger RNA, 2821 nt
Organism: Protobothrops mucrosquamatus (brown spotted pit viper)
Lineage: Eukaryota; Metazoa; Chordata; Lepidosauria; Squamata; Viperidae
Gene: LRRC8B
Product: leucine rich repeat containing 8 VRAC subunit B
Exons: 3
Coding region: 148-2556 (802 amino acids)
Molecular function (GO): protein binding
Source: RefSeq, a predicted model, not a curated record
UGUUGUAUGUUGAUAUUCAGGAUGAAGACAGUUGUGAAGAUGGCAUGCCUAAGGAGUUUUAAAAGAUGCAGACCGCCUGAUUGAAAAUGGUACUUCUAUGUUUUAUCCCAUUCAAUUAGGAAAUUGCUACUGCGUCAUAAGUAAAUCAUGAUUACAUUAACUGAACUCAGAUGCUUAGCAGAUGUCCAGGCAUCAUUUCACAUCUUGAAACCAUGGUGGGAUGUUUUCUGCUACUAUCUUACCAUGAUAAUGCUGCUUGUUGCCGUCCUUGCUGGGGCUCUUCAACUCACUCAGACUAGAUUGUUAUGUUGUCUUCCUUGCAAGCUUGAAUUUGACAAUCAUUGUGCAGUGCCUUGGCAUUUGAUUAAAAGCAACAUCAAUGAAUCCUUCACCUCUGCAACACCAGAAAUUCGUCCUCUUCAAAUCCAGAAUUAUCUUCAUAGGCAGCAGUAUUCUUACAUUGAUGCCGUGUGUUACGAGAGAGAACUUCACUGGUUUGCCAAAUUUUUCCCAUACUUAGUGCUUCUCCACACUUUCAUUUUUGCAGCUUGCAGUAAUUUCUGGCUUUACUAUCCCAGCACAAGUUCAAGGCUAGAGCAUUUUGUAGCCAUACUUCACAAAUGUUUCGAUUCCCCUUGGACCACACGUGCCCUAUCAGAAACAGUUGCUGAACAAUCUGUGAGGACUGUGCCAUGCUCCAAAUCCAAAACAUUUCUUCCCUCCCCAAGCAACAUGGCAGAGCUGGAGAGCAAGAGGCAAUCAAUGUCCUACUCACAGACCGGACUAGAAACUGCUGGAAGAGAGAGCACAUCAAAUGUUCUUGACCGAAGAGAAGGGGAACAAGCAAAAUCAAUAUUUGAGAAAGUGAAGCGAUUCAGGGUACAUGUUGAGCAGAAAGAUGUCAUUUAUAGAGUGUAUCUAAAACAGAUUGUGAUCAAGGUCGUUGUGUUCAUUUUAAUAAUGAUUUAUGUUCCAUAUUAUUUAACCUUUAUUAACCUAGAAAUUGAUUGUACAGUUGAUAUUCAAACCUUCACUGGCUACAAGCGAUACCAAUGUGUUUAUUCACUGGCCGAAAUUUUCAAAGUGCUUGCUUCAUUUUAUGUUGUCUUGGUGAUUUUAUAUGGCCUGACAUGCACUUACAGUUUGUUAUGGAUGCUGAGAAGUUCACUUAAACAAUAUUCUUUUGAGGAGCUGAGGGAGCAGAGUAAUUACAGUGAUAUCCCUGAUGUAAAAAAUGACUUUGCCUUUAUUCUUCACCUGGCAGACCAGUACGACCCUCUGUAUUCAAAGCGGUUCUCAAUAUUUCUCUCUGAGGUGAGUGAAAAUAAGCUGAAGCAAAUUAGUCUCAAUAACGAGUGGUCUCUAGAGAGACUGAAGAGCAAGCUGGUACGAAACCCUCAAGACAAAAUGGAACUUCAUCUUUUUAUGCUUAGUGGUCUUCCAGAUGAUGUCUUUGAACUCACAGAGAUAGAGGUUCUGACUCUAGAGCUUAUUCCUGAGGUUAAACUUCCACCAUCUCUAAACCAGCUAUCCAAUCUGAAAGAACUAAACAUUUAUCAUUCAUCAUUAACUGUAGAAUAUCCAGCACUGCACUUCCUCGAAGAUAAUCUAAAAAUUCUGCGUCUAAAAUCUGUUGAUAUGGGAAAGAUUCCACGCUGGGUAUUCUAUCUUAAAAAUUUACAGGAACUGUACUUGACUGGAUGUUAUGUGCCAGAACCCCAGAAUGGCUUCUGCAAUGAGGGUUUUCAAGACCUUGUAAAUCUGAAAGCAAUUCAUUUAAAGAACAGCCUUUCCCGCAUUCCUCAGGUGGUUACAGACCAAUUGCCUUCACUGCAGAAAUUAUCUAUUGACAAUGAGGGGAGAAAACUGUUAGUGUUGACCAACUUGAAGAAGCUCUUAAACCUGAGAAUCUUAGAACUGAUCAGCUGUGAUUUGGAGCGCAUUCCUCAUUCUAUUUUCAGCCUAAACUAUUUGCGUGAAAUAGAUUUGAAAGAAAACAAUCUCCGAACAGUAGAAGAAAUUAUUAGCUUUCAGCACCUUGAAAAUCUUUCUUGCCUGAAGUUGUGGCACAACAAAAUAUCUUACAUCCCUGUGCAGAUUGGUACCUUAGCAAACUUAGAACAGCUCUAUUUAAAUCACAAUAACAUUAAAAAAAUCCCACCGCAACUCUUUCUUUGCAUAAAGCUACAUCAUCUGGAUCUGAGUUACAAUAAGCUAACCUCUGUUCCUGAUGAAAUCCAAUAUUUAGCAAAUUUGCAGUACUUUGCUGUGACAAAGAAUCAUAUUGAAGAACUUCCUGACGAAUUAUUCCAGUGCAAAAAGCUACAGUACCUUCUUCUGGGACAUAACAGCCUAAUGCAUUUGUCCCCUCGAGUUGGUGAGCUUUCCAGCCUUGUUCAGCUGGAGCUCAAAGGAAACUAUCUGGAGUUACUUCCUGCUGAGCUAGAGGAAUGUAAUUCUCUGAAACGGAGUUGUCUAAUUGUAGAAGAAUGCUUGCUAAAAACACUCCCCCUUCGAGUAUCAGAGCAUGUACAGAUAUGCUUGGACAAAGUUUGAGUUUGAGAAAAGUGUGCAUGUGGACAAAAAUCAUGGUUCAAAGAAAAAUAUACACGAAAGAAGAGAAACACAGGUCUGCCCAUUGACUUCAGUUUCCUAAUAAUAAAUCGACAUUAAACUCCUAAGCAGAAAUACAGACCUGGCAAGUAUCUGCAUGCAUUUCAUUCAAACCUGAAAUUAAUGUGCAGAAAAUUAAGUGGUUAGUGUAAUCAGUACUUAAGUAACCGAGAUUGAAUAACAUUAUUCAGGUCUAGAAAAGUGUUUU